ACGUUAUUUAGUCAGUCCGCGCUGCUUUUCAAUUGUUAACCAUGAGCUAGACAUACGUUUUUGACCGUUGCGUCACGCAGGUGAGCUGCGACGUGGUGUCAAGCUAAAAGAACAUCAUGUUCCAUCCAUUUAUUUAAGCAAUAAGGCAUGAGAGGGCGUGCUAUAUUGGGAAUAUAGUCACGGCUGAAGGGCAUUGUUAGGCAACAAGAAUAACUGUCAGCUAUGGUUGCUGCAGAGUGAUACAAAUAGAAGUUCCGUGAAGAGGUCAGAGCUGUGCUUUAUCAUGAAUAAAGCACAGCUGUUAACCAAUCAGCAUCCAGGAUCGGAACUAUCUGUUCUAAAAUUAAGUAAUAAUGCAACAGUGCCUGCCCACUUUUUCAGCCAUCUGGGUUCAUAAAAUCCUUCAUAAAGUUGUAAGCCAUGAACCAAACCAACCAGCUCCGAGGUGAAUCACAACAUCACAAACUUUGUUUUGGGGUAAAAAGAUAUUUGAAAAUCUGACAAAGGUACAAGGUGCUUACGUCUUUCAUGAGGGCAAGGAUUACAAUCCUAUGAAGGGUUGUGAAUGAUGUCAUUGAAUAAAAAAAUGAUGGGAAUAUAUAAAACGAUUGAAUUUAGGUUGUUUAUUAUAAGUAUAGAAACAAUAUAUUUUGUUUAUUGCAAAAUAUUUCGAUAUGUACAAAUAUAUAAGUAGUUUAAGGGUGAAGGGAGUUGAAAGUUGAAAUAACGCAGACGGAUAUCUUCGACAGAAGCAUACCAUCGCUGAACAACCUCGUAACCCAUGGACUGGUAUCAGAAAGAGCAGAAAUUAAAGGAGACUGUAGAUGGGUUGCAGGCUCAGGUGCUUCAACUCAAGGAAGUGAACCAGGAGCUUCUGGACCGCCUGCAAUGCACACACUCCAAAGAAGAUCGCACACAGCGUCAGGAAAGAGAGGUGAUGCUCAAGUUGAAGGAAGUGGUGGAUAAGCAGCGCGAUGAGUUGCGAGCGAAAGUUCAGGAGAUUUCUACCAUGUCCAAAGAAGUUGAAGCGCUCCAAGAGCAGCAAGACCGGCUGAUGAAAAUAAAUACAGAGCUCAGGCACAAGCAGAACAUCUUACAGACUCAGCUGAAAAGCGCAGUGGAAAGGAGGGCUGACCUGGAGGCUGACCUGUGUGAGAAACAGAAGGAGAUAGCGUGCCUGACCUCACAGCUGGAGAAAGCCAACAUGCACACUUCUGCUAACAUGACUAGUUCAGCCAUUGACCUCACAGAUAAGAUGAUCAUUGACUUGAAGGAUCCAAAUCGGCCGUGUUUUACCAAGCAGGAAGUACGGGAUAUGAUUUUUGAGAGGAAUGAGUUGAAGGCCAAUCUGUUUCUGGUGAAAGAGGAGCUUGCCUAUUACCAAAGGGAAAUCCUGAAUGACGAGAGAUGCCCAGGUUUCUUACUCGAUGCUGUACGCUCGGCAAUAAAGAAACAGAGGACCGUCAUCAAGUCUAAAAUGCUUGGCAUACCUGUUAGCGAAUGUAGCACAGAUGAGACCGAUGGUCCACUGUUUGAAAGGAAUGUAAAUGAAGACAAUGACACUGACAGCACUGACAACAGGCCCCAAGAGUCCCGCAUCAGAAACCUAUUUGGCUUUCUGACGCUCUCCAGUAUUACUAAGAGCUCUGGUUCCCAGGCCUCUGGCUUUCCCGCAUCCAGCUCCACAUGGGAAAUCAUCAGUCCAGAAGAGAAGACACAAACCCUCCACUCCUCAUGAGAACCAGCCCACCUAUCACUCAUUCUCACUCACCAGAGGCUGCUUGUCUUUGUUGGAGACAGCAUCAAAAAUGAACUUUUUAUUAUGGGGAAACAUUUGCCCCCUAGAGUUGAUUUUCAGGGGCGUUUUUACCAAAUGACCAUGGUCAUUUUUGCUGUGAGUCCUGAUUCAUUUUUUGACCCUGGUUGGAAAAAAAGAAUGGAGAUUUUAAAAUAUGUUCUGGAUCUUACAUUUAGACCUAAUUUAGACCUGGUAUUAAGAUGCGUCUCGGGUGAUCCGAUCACGUGGUCAGGCGAGACACAUCGCUAUUUACACCUGGUCGCAUAAAUGCGUCUCCAGUGACCGCUUGUGUUCGGAUUCGAAGGGGGAGGGACUCUGAUUUCAUGACGACAUCAAUCACUAUGCCGGUGUGUAACUGCAUGAUAAUAAAUCCCAGAUGCAUCUGAAAUUUAAUCUAAGCACAAAUGCAACAUUUCAAGUGGAAUUAUACAUUAUUUUAGACGAUUUCCUGUAUUAACCUGAUCUUCAAAUGUGUGCUUGUCAUCUGUGUCACUGCAUGUUGAUAUCAGACACACUGAAGAAGAUCCGUAAAGUUCUUGUGAUUGUGUAUGUAUCCGCUUUUUACAUUUUUCUGAUCAGACGAUUAUUUCCUUUUAAAGCCACUUGUAACCAGCAAAGUUUAAACUCUUGUUUUAGCUCAGCGGUUGAUUGACAGGUGAGGGGUGGCACUUCGCUGCUGUCCGGGUUGCAUUCUGGACAGAUUAGCGUUUACACCACAAAUGCAAUGUGGUCACAUGUGUUUUUGACAAGCUUUGUAUGUGGUUUUUGUGAUCCAAUCACAAAACGUUUUCGACCCCGUUUAGACCUGUAUUUAGCGCUGACCACUUGUGAGCCGAUCACCCGAAAUGCAUCUUAAUAUACCAGGUGUAUCAGGUGUAAAUGGGUCUUAGGUUUUAAACUAGGGAAUGGGCUGAAGAAUGUAUUGAGAGAAUUUCAUUUCUUAGUGUAAUGGGUUUUACAAACACAGUGUUGUAAUGGUUGUUUCCUGUGCAGUCAUUUUUACACACUUAAAAAAUCAAUUAGCACUAGGCUUUUUUGAGUUAAUAUUGGACUGUCAGUCACAUAGUACAUGUUACUUUUUAUAUAUGGUGAAGUGUGGAUUUUUUGUGUUAAAUAUUUUCUACUAUACCAGUUUAAUGUGCAGAGUCAACAAUAAGUAAGCCUUUUGUAUGUUGCCUGCCCCAAAGAGUGGCUUUUGUUUGCGUUCAAAACAUUGCUCUGUUUUUUUGAGCAGUCCUAACAACUUCUGGUUAUCCAAUGGUGUGCAUUUGGGACGGGACUAUCUGUAAUAAGCUGUUUAGUGGGGAAUUGACUAGUUUUCUAAAUAACGGAAGACGGGGAAAGGUGGUAGGAUUGUUUGAGAAACCUGUCUGGAAACUAUCCUUAUUUUUGCUAUUUUGAUUCGUGCAACCAGUGGCAUUGAAAUGACACUUCACCUUGAAAGACUGCACACUGUUAGAACUUAAAAACAUUGGUGUGAUCUACGGUGUUUUGAUAAUCGUAAUGCACCUGGCAGUAGUACAUUAUAGACCACAAAUGUCUAGGUACACUUGUUUAUAAUUUGCUCUUAAGCUACAGAGAAUUUAAGCUGUUAUUUUUUUAUAGAGAGUAUAUUUAAUAUGGAUUUUAACCAAAGAUACUGAUAUGCGUUUCCGUCAUAAAAGCGAUAAUCACAGUGACCCUUUUAUGUCACAAGGGGGCAUUGGAGUAUUUUGUAUUAGUAUUCCUCCAAUACUUUUUUCUUAUAAAACAGCUGUCCCUACUUCGACAUUGUAUUUUUUUUAACAUUUUUUAUUGAGCAUGCCCAUGUGUAUAAUUCUGAUUUUAACUAUUUAGUUGGUCACUAAAUUAUUUGUAUCAAACAUUUGAAUAUAUUAAUCAAUGUCAGCGCUGCGGAGUGCUGUUUCCACUUGUUCAUGCAAACUCAUGUUGACAUGAUUUUAAAAAGUAAUAAAUACUUUGGAAAAAGAAUGUAAUGCUUUAAGAGUAAAUUAAGUGUUUAUCAUCUGCUCUAUCUGUUUAAUGAGCCAGCACUUUGCCCCCCUCAGCCAUUUGUCUGGUUGUCAGCUGUGGUGCCAGUGCACUUACUGUAACUGUAAACUAAGUAUUCUGAUUUGAGUUGUCCAGAGAGAUGGAUUUACUGUGUCUUUAUGCUUUAGGUCCACUUGGAGUACAUGUAUGAGUCUUUAGGUGUUCCCUGAUAGAAAGGAAGUCUGUGUUUCCUCCAGAGGAAAUUAGUGAUAAUGGGUGCCCGUAUGUUUUUAAGUCAGUGAAAAGUAAUUCCAUACUUCUUAUCUGUCUGUGACUCAUCCAUAAUAUUAAUCUUUGGACCUUUGCAACCUGCCCUGUAUAGCUGAAUUGAAAGUGAAUGACUGUCAUAUUGAA
This is a messenger RNA of Myxocyprinus asiaticus (Chinese sucker), 4183 nucleotides long. It is a transcript of the gene rilp, whose product is annotated as Rab interacting lysosomal protein. The transcript is spliced from 8 exons. Gene Ontology annotation, cellular component: ciliary basal body; cytoplasm. Gene Ontology annotation, biological process: cilium assembly. Lineage: Eukaryota; Metazoa; Chordata; Actinopteri; Cypriniformes; Catostomidae. The coding region runs from base 782 to 1738 and encodes 318 amino acids. The record is from RefSeq and is a predicted model, not a curated record. Gene Ontology annotation, molecular function: protein dimerization activity.